UUUCGAAACUUGGGGAAUCCAAAUUUUGGUUUAUUUUGAUCUUGGUUUUAUUUCAUCCUAUCCUUUCAAUGUAAUCAGUAAACCAAACCUGGUUUGAGACAAUUAAUAUAAUAUUUAAUUACAAAAAACUAUAGAUAUGAUAAUUACAGAAACCGAUAUAUACAUAAACCAGAACAUAUAUUUUCUAAAAUCUAUCUCCAAUGGUUUUCGAUUUUUCUCUAUAAUUUACACUAAAAUUAAAUAAUUCUAUUAUAGAAUUAUACAUUGGAGAAAGAGUUACUAUAAUAAAAUUACUCUAUUUUAGUAUAAAUUAUAGAGGAGUAAAUAGUGUGUCAUUUCCAAUGCUCUAAUACACUCCCAAUUGUGAGCGUCUUCCAAGUACUUUAGCGAAGACAUCUGCUACUACUUUUCAAAUAUAUUAUGCUUAGGGCAUCUCCAACCCCACUCCAUAUUCAACUCUAAACUCAAUUAUGGAGUAAAAUCUUCUCCAACCCUACUCCAUAUUCAACUCUAAACUCAAUUAUGGAGUAAAAUCUUCUCCAACCCUACUCCAUAUUCAAGUCUAAAAUGGAGUAAUAGCUAGGGUUACUCCAUUUAUGGAGUAAUCUUACCCAUUACUCCAUUUUGGAGUUGAACGUUUUAUAUUUAUGAAAUGGUCCUUUUAAUUUUUAAUGUUUUUAUUUCAUACUUAAAAUAAUAUAAUAACAUAAAAAAAAUAUAAUACUCAGCAAAAGAUUACUUUAUAGUUUACAGAAAAUAUGCAUAAACUCAUAAAAGUCAAAACUAAGAAUAAAAAAUAUAAAAUAAAUAUAAUAUAUUAUAAAUAAGUAAUUUAAUAAUUAAUUCUGUAAAUUGUUUUCGAAACUACCAAAAUCGGUAAAGUAUUAUUCAAACGGAAUAGAUGAGUUUUUUAAUCUUGUGUGUCAAAAUUUUGAUUGAUAACAUUUGUACUUGUUGAACUUGAUAUCUGCACAAACAAACAAUAGGACCCAAUACAUAAUUCAACAAAACAAAACUUUGUUUUUUCUUUAUGUUCUUUUAAUGCAUAAAAAUAUUUUUGAAUUAGAAAAAUUGCAUAUGAUAAAAUCUGCACGAAUUGAAAUUGGAAGAUAAUCUAUAGUUGUAUUUUUAAUGAUAAAUAUUUAAUUUAAAUAAAAUAUAUUAUUAUAGAAAUUUUGUAAACAUAAAAUAGUUGGGUUAAUUGUUAAUUUUUUAUAAGUUGAAGGUACUACUAAUAACAAUUAUUAACUAAAUGAAAAAAAAAAUCCUUUUUUUAUAGUAAAAAUGGAGUAAUACAUUGGAGGAAAAUCCAACUCCAUUUUGGAGUUACACCAUUUUGGAGUAAAAUUUGGAGUAAUACAUUGGAAAUGAUCUUAGGGGUUCUAGAUAUUGGGACUCUUUCGAGGUAAAGAAGCAAGAGUCGCCCACGAGUACUAAUUAUUCAAACUUUCAUAAUAAGUAAAGCAGAAAAGAAAAUUGACACAGUGGCCGUAUUGAAAGGGUAACAACGAAUUAGUAUUCAACUCGGCGCUGGUACGUUGACGCCUUGACGAAGACUAUAUGUGAACACUGAACAUGAGGGUGACUUGGAUGGUCAUUGAAUUAGUCAUUGAGAUAUGUCUGUAGAUUCAUUCUGUGGAGGAAGUGAACUGGGGAGACGGGCUAGUAGAUGAAUCCUAGACCAAAAACAAAUCUCUCAUACACCUAUAUAUUUUUUAAGCAAAUAUAACAAUUAACAUAGCCCUAAUCUCCAUUUCAUAACAAUUAUAAUGAAAAACAUUGCUACGAUUUUACUCUCUAUUUCCCUUCUUUUUCAAACUCUCAACGGAGUUAAAGCCGGCUUCCACUGCGUAGGUGACACCUUCACCGCCAACAGUAGCUACGGCCAAAACCGCGAUUCUCUCUUUUCCUCUCUUGCUUCUCAAGUCAUCACCAACCGUGGAUUCUAUAACGCCUCACUCAAUAGCGUUCACGCUGUUGCCCUCUGCAGAAGAGGAUACGAGCGGCAAGCUUGUAUCAACUGCGUUGAAAAAGCCAUUCGACAGAUAAAAACAAGUUGUUCUGAUCGCGUGGAAUCGUUCGACUGGGACGGUGACGAUGCAGACCAGGUAUCUUGUCUUGUACGUGCAACAAACCACUCAACUUUUCAGAAACUCGAUCUUGGACCAGCUACGAAUGACGUAAGUCCCGUCAAUAUCGACUCAUCCACCAAAAACAUGACCCUCUUCCGCCAAGAAUGGGAAGCAACCGUUAACCGAACACUUGAAGCUGCAAUCGUCAACACUUCUGCAUCGGUUCUCAAGUAUUAUGGAGUAGCUAAUGUAGAGUUUGUGGAGUUUCCAAAUGUUUACAUGAUGAUGCAAUGCACACCCGACAUAACUUCAGGCGAGUGUAAGACAUGUCUGGAAGAGUGCGUUACGUAUUUUAGAGAUGUGUCUUGGGGAAAAGAUGGAGGUACAAUUUGUCGACCAGGCUGUCUUUUCCGGUGGAAUCUUUACUCUUUUUACGGUGCUUUUGCUAAUAUAACAAGAGUUCCUGCCCCUCCUAGACCUUUGAUUCCUCAAGCACAAGCAACAUCUGCUACUAGCUUGAAAGGAACAAUUAUUGCGAUAGUUGUGGUUCCUACCGUCAUUCAUCUUUUUGUGCUUCUUGGUCUGAUCAGAGCAUAUCGCCAGAUAAAAAAAUCUAAAGACGAAACCAGUGGUACGCUCUCAUUAUUUUCAGUCAGCUUUUAUAAUGUAUGUUUGCUCGUAAGUUUCUUUUGGUUAGUCUGUACAGAGGAGGACUGUAUUUCCGAUAGUCAGUUUAUGCUGCGGUUCGAUCUUAGCAUGGUCCUAGUCGCAACCCGUGACUUCUCCCCUGAAAAUAAGAUCGGCCAAGGUGGAUUUGGAUCUGUCUACAAGGGGAUAUUACCGAGUGGGCAGGAAAUAGCAGUAAAAAGAUUAACAAGAGGCUCAGGGCAAGGAGAGAUGGAGUUCAAGAAUGAGGUCUUACUCUUGACAAGACUCCAACAUAGGAAUCUAGUUAAGCUUCUAGGGUUCUGUAGUGAAGGAGAAGAAGAUAUUCUUAUCUACGAGCAUGUCCCGAAUUCAAGUCUUGAUCAUUUCAUAUUCAAUCAAGAGAAGCGUGUGCUACUGACAUGGAAUGUGAGGUACAGAAUCAUUGAAGGAGUUGCUCGAGGUCUUCUUUAUCUACACGAAGAUUCUCAGCUGAGGAUUAUUCACCGAGACUUGAAGGCGAGCAACAUUCUUUUAGAUGCUGAUAUGAACCCCAAAGUUUCAGACUUUGGGAUGGCGAGGUUAUUUAACAUGGACCAGACUAAAGGAGUGACAAGGAGGCGCGUUGGAACCUUUGGCUAUAUGCCUCCUGAGUACGUUAAGAACGGAAGAUUUUCAGCCAAAACCGACGUUUACAGUUUUGGGGUUGUGCUUUUGGAGAUGAUAACCGGUCAAAGUAACAAGAAUUACUUUGAAUCCUUGGGCCUACCCGCAUAUGCUUGGAAGUCUUGGGUGGCCGGCGAGGCUGCCAGUAUCAUAGAUCCUGUCUUGAGUAGGACCCCAACAAAUGAAAUCCUGAGAUUCAUCCACAUUGGUUUGUUGUGCGUUCAAGAAAAUGUUGCAAAGAGACCAACCAUGAGUUUGGUUAUUCAAUGGCUUAGUAGUGACACUAUCGCGAUUCCUUUACCUACCAUUGCUGCUUUCACCACGACCGAGUUGCAUAGAACCGAUGCAAUGAAUCAAGCCAAAGGUGAAGCUGGUACUCUGUCAUUGAACAAGUUAUCAGUCAGCGAGUUAAGUCCUCGUUGAAUCGAAGAGCUCUAUGUAAACUCAUACAUACAAGUGUGCAUUAUUCUUUCAAUUACAUUACAAGAACAUUCUUCUUUCUCUCAGAAAACUCUCGUUGUUUAUGAUCAGUAAUCGAUCAAAUCUCUUAUAUAUUAAUUAAGAAACAUUGCAAUAUUUGAGGUAUCCACAUGUCAUCACUAAAAUGAUUCUUAAAAUCUUUAGAAAAUAUGUUGAUCCAUCUAAAUAUAUAUUAUAUUUUUUUCAUAAAACUAACUAUCAAAUUAAUUAGUAGUGUACUGAAAAAAUAUUUUUCAGUUUUUUCUUAAAUAAAAGCUAAGGAGUUACAUGUAUAAUUAACACAUAUAUAAAUAUUUGAUAACAAUUUUGGUAUCCUCCAUCAUUUUUAUUUAAUAUUUAUAUUAUUAAAAGAAAUUAAAAACUCUUUUUUUAUUGGUUGUUCUAUUUCGGUCUGGUUAUCCAGACCAACUCAAAUUUGAGUAAUAGAAUAACCGUUUGUUGGCAAAAAAAAGAAAGAAAUUAAAAAAAUCACAUUAACCAUAUAAUAAAUUUUAGAUUGUUCUUAUAUCUUAUAUUUUGAAUUUUUUAAAAUAACUAUAAAUUACUAAAAUUAGGGCUGAGCAAUAAACCAAAUACGAAAACUCGAAUCAAACCCGAUCCGAUAAAACGAAUCUGAACCCGACAUAAAUACCAAAUAGAUCUUGUUUUGUGCUAUUUUGGUUUAUGGGUCUCAAUCUUCUGAUUCAAUUGUCGGAUGAGACAUAAUACAGCUGCAACAUUCAUCUUCUUAUAGAUCCCAGCUAUUUUCAUAUAAAUAGUAUUGGAAAAGUGAUAUCACUCAAAUUACACUAAAAAGUAAAUUACUCUCUCAUAUAAGAAGUUCAGUUCUAGUAUUUAGGGAUCGAAUCCACAGAGACUCUAGAAUUACACAAUAGAUCUAUAUUCUUUGAAGUAAAGCUAGAUUAAUAGGUUUUAAAGCAGUACAUGAAUUGGUGAGCUAAGUAAUUGCUCGAUUGGUUUGAUUUGAGGUUGUUAACAGUUGGGAAAAUAUCUAGAUUCAGGUAUAUUCUCAGGUAUGAUAAGUAAAUAACUUAAUUUGGGGUUUUAGGGGUUUAUUGAUAUUAAUUGUUCUUGAAUUUAAACUCAGAUAUAAUCAAUUUGAUUAUCUAAUAUGGAUCUCGAAUUUUAACUAUCGUAUGUUAAUCGCGAGAAAGUGUCAAUCGAUGAUUC
Molecule: messenger RNA, 5033 nt
Organism: Brassica rapa (field mustard)
Lineage: Eukaryota; Viridiplantae; Streptophyta; Magnoliopsida; Brassicales; Brassicaceae
Product: cysteine-rich receptor-like protein kinase 38
Biological process (GO): protein phosphorylation
Cellular component (GO): plasma membrane
Molecular function (GO): ATP binding; protein serine/threonine kinase activity
Source: RefSeq, a predicted model, not a curated record